AUGGCAGAGAUAGCAGUUGCAGCUGCAAUAUCGGUAAUCGAUAAGCUCAUUAAACAUUUCAUUUUAGUAAAUUCCCAGCGCAAGGAACAGGCCGCCGUCAAUGAUUUUCGUUCCAUAAAAAACUGGCUGAACACGAUGCAAGCCUACUUGAAGGAUACAGAAGAAAUAAAAGAAGUCACUGAAGGCUUCAAGGAUCGGGUGAAACAAGUGCGUGAUUUAGCAUAUGAAAUACAGGAUGCAAUUGAAGAGUUUAUGCUUGAGGUUCCUGAUCACUUUCAUGAGCAUAAAAUCACCCGAUUUCUUCAUGAUGUGGCUCACUCUUUAACUGACAAAAAACCCCUCUCUCGGUUGUUCUCACGCAUGGAGACUAUCAAGGUCAAGAUGAAAGGUAUAGAAGAAUUAGAUCGUUUCCGCAUACUUCCAUCUGAACGAGCCUCGAGGAGUUCUGGUGCAGUUUGUUAUCCGAAAGUCAUGGAUUAUGAAUUAGUAGGCAUUGAGAAGCGUAGAGAUGAACUUAUUAAUCUCAUAAAAAGUCGAGAAUCGAGGAAGAUGGUGGUUUCAGUGUUUGGAGAUCGUGGCUCAGGUAAAACCACUGUCAUCGAGGAAGUUUAUGGAAAGCUGAAGGAAGAUUUUGAGUGUCAUGCUUUGGUUUCAGUUCCUCACCCUGUGCCUGUGGAGGGCAUAUCAGAUAAGAUUUGUGCAGCAAUGGAGAUACCAGUUCCCAAAGGAACAGAUGCAAACCAGAAGCUGCUUUCGUACUUACAGCAAAAGAGGUAUAUUAUUUUUUUAGAUGGAAUUUGGAACAAUGAUGAGUGGAAUAGUAUUCAGCGUGCUUUACCUGAUGGUCGCCCUCGUAGUAGGACAAUUAUUUCCACACAUAUACGUGAUGUAGCCUCUUAUUGUGCAAAGUCUUUGAAUCACAUCUACUCUCUAAAAGCUCUAACAUGGGAUGAGGGAUGGGAACUUUUCUGUCAUAAGGCCUUCCGAGGAAAUGAAUGCCCUCAACACUUGGUUAGCUGUUCUCAGCGUAUCUUAACAAGGUGUGACGGAUUGCCAUUAGCAAUAGUUGCUGCAGCUAGCCUUUUGGCCAAUAAGCCACAAACUACAUCAGAAUUUGAGAAAUUGCAUGAUAGCUUAGGUCAUGAGCUAGGAAGCAGUGACCAUUUAUCAGUCCUGCGAAAGAUAUUACUACAAAGUUACUUUCAUCUUUCCUAUAAUCUCAGACGCUGCUUCUUGUACUUUUGCAAUUUCCCAGAGGAUCGUUCGGUGACACGUGGAAGACUGGCUCGGUUGUGGAUAGCUGAACAGUUUGUUGAGGAGGGAAGAAGUAAGACAGCGGAGGAUAUGGCCAAUGAGUACCUCAAUGAACUCAUUCAAAUGAAUCUGGUGCAUGUAAGUCAGAGCGAUCUUCAAGGGCGAGUCAGAAGUUGUCGGGUUCAAGCUCUUGUGCGAGAGUUCAUCAUUUCCAGGUCCGAGGAAAAUAACUUCAGUCUAGUUCUCACAGAAGGAGACAGGAUUGUAGCACCUCUGCCUCCUAGACGCUUAUCUAUCACCAAUUUUAGCAAAAAUCCAAUACCCGCAACGACGGACUUAUCUCGUGUUCGCACCCUCAUCUCAUUUGGGAGAGAGAGUUUUAAUCAGUUAAUGUCUGGAAAGCCACUUGACAGCUUUAGGUUUUUAACAGUUUUAGAUCUGGAAGAUGCAGCUUUGGAAUGUUUUCCACAUGAGGUAGAUGCUCUCACACUCCUGAGUUACCUAAGUUUGAGAAAUACAAGGAUCGAAACAGUUCCAAGAUCUAUUGAGAAGCUCCUAAACCUUGUGACUUUGCACCUUAGACAAACAUGUGUCAAGGAGUUGCCCAAGAAGAUCCGUAAACUUCGCAAGUUGAUCUACCUCUUUGUUGACUCGAUCAAUGUGAAUCAAGCUCGUGUAGGAGCAGAGAUGCCUCCAGGAAUUGGAAGGUUAGAAUCUCUAGAGAAGCUGUCACUUGUCAAGGCAAGCAAGAAGAUUAUUAGAGAGUUGGGAAACUUGGUUCAGCUGAGGAAACUGGGGAUCACAGAGCUUGAAAGUGAUCAUGGAAGGGAUUUGUGUGCAUCAAUUGAAAACAUGCUGUAUCUUUCCUCUUUAUAUGUGUCUUCAACAAAUGGAGAGGAGUUUCUUGCUCUAAAUGAUGUUAGUAGACCUCCUCGUUUCCUUUGUAGUUUAUAUCUGGGAGGUCGUUUACAGUACAUUCCUGAAUGGAUUAGCUCCCUACACAGUCUCGCUAAGAUAUGUCUUAAAGGAGUUGAAAUUCAAGCCCAAUUGGUUUCAGAAGCUAGUGAUAUUAGAGAUCGAACAAUUCAAUGA
Molecule: messenger RNA, 2346 nt
Organism: Pistacia vera
Lineage: Eukaryota; Viridiplantae; Streptophyta; Magnoliopsida; Sapindales; Anacardiaceae
Product: disease resistance protein RPM1-like
Exons: 2
Coding region: 1-2346 (781 amino acids)
Biological process (GO): defense response to other organism
Molecular function (GO): ADP binding
Source: RefSeq, a predicted model, not a curated record